Xenopus laevis (African clawed frog) is the source of this 743-nucleotide messenger RNA. RefSeq names its product hemoglobin alpha 3 subunit L homeolog (gene hba3.L). The record is from RefSeq and is marked provisional. Gene Ontology annotation, molecular function: organic acid binding; oxygen binding; iron ion binding. Gene Ontology annotation, cellular component: hemoglobin complex; haptoglobin-hemoglobin complex; blood microparticle. Gene Ontology annotation, biological process: oxygen transport; cellular oxidant detoxification; hydrogen peroxide catabolic process. Lineage: Eukaryota; Metazoa; Chordata; Amphibia; Anura; Pipidae.
GGACUUGUCUUCAGUUUCCACUUGAAGUCAAUCUAAAGCCAACUAGCUCCCUCUUGUCAAGAUGACUCUGACCGACAGUGAUAAGGCUGCAGUUGUUGCUCUGUGGGGCAAAAUCGCACCCCAAGCUAAUGCCAUUGGAGCUGAGGCUUUGGAGAGACUUUUCCUGUCCUAUCCCCAGACCAAGACUUACUUCAGCCACUUUGAUCUGUCUCAUGGCUCUGCUGAUCUUGCCAACCACGGAGGAAAGGUUGUGAAUGCUCUUGGAGAAGCUGCCAAGCACAUCAAUGACCUGGAUGCUGCUCUGUCCACACUCAGUGACCUGCAUGCCUACAACCUGAGAGUGGAUCCUGGAAACUUCAAGUUGCUGUCUCACACCAUCCAGGUGACUCUGGCCAUCCACUUCCAUAAGGAAUUUGAUGCUGCCACCCAGGCUGCUUGGGACAAAUUCCUGGCUGAGGUUGCCACCGUCCUCACCUCCAAGUACAGAUAAAGAAAGAAGACAUCAGCAAGGGCAGCUCACCAGCCUGGGGAAGAUCUAUGGAAACCAUGCACAAAAUUGCCACUUUAACAAUGGUCAUGUUUUGACCAAAAUGGAACUGUAACAAACAUCAGCUGAGGUUAGACGGUGUUAACAUUUGACAUGGUUUAUAACCAAAAGCUGGUUAAUAUUGUUGCACAAAAUGACUUUGUGUUGACUUGUCCAUCAAAAAUUAUGACUGGUGAGAUACUCUUAAUUAAAUAAA